GGUCACGGGGCCGGGGGUCGGAAGCCGCGUGGGCCCCAUGGGGUCCCACGGCGCCCCCCCGAGCCGCUGCCGGUGAUGGAGGACAGCGAAGCCCUGGAGGAUGAGCUCGACGAGAUGAUGACCGCGGCGCCCAGGAAGGAGGAGGCGGAGACGGAGCCGGAGGCGGAGCUCGCCGACCUGCUGCCCAUCGUGGACUCAGUGUUCGGACAGGACAGAGAGCUGCGACCGGAGGAGAUUGAAGAGCUGCGCGAGGCGUUCGUGGAGUUCGACCGGAACAAGAAGGGCUACAUCAGCUGCGGGGACCUGGGCGAGUGCAUGCGGACCAUGGGCUACAUGCCCACCGAGAUGGAGCUGAUCGAGCUCAGCCAGCAGAUCUGUGCGGUAAAGUGGAACUUUGAGGACUUUGUGGAGCUGAUGGGCCCCAAAAUGCUGGCCGAGACGGCCGACAUGAUAGGCAUCAAGGAACUUCGGGAUGCGUUUAAAGAGUUCGACACCAACGGCGACGGGCAGAUCAACAUCAUGGAGCUCAGGGAGGCCAUGAAGAAGCUGAUGGGAGAGCAGCUUACCAACCGGGAGAUCGACGAGAUCCUCAGAGACGUUGACCUCAACGGAGACGGCUGGGUCGACUUUGAGGAAUUCGUGCGAAUGAUGUCACGUUGACUUAGUCCAGAUGUCGGAAAGUGUGGACGACCGGAAAAGUAGAUGGGAGUCUAUAACAUAACCCCUGGAAAGUAGAAGAGAUCAAACAGAGUUGUAGUAGACAUUUUUCUUGAUGCACUAGCGAGCAAUUUAUAGCGCUGUUUUUUUUUAUAAAGUUGCACUGAAAAGUAUAGCCUAGUUGCUCUGAAGAUACAGCGGGCAUUUUGCCCGACAUGUGGUGUAUGGAUAAUGUACAAGGGUGGUAGAGGGGAUUAGGUCAAAUGAGCCUUGUGAAACAGCUGUGGGACAUAUCAAAGCUUUAUAUAGACAACCACACAGUAUUUAUGUUUAAUUUUAUAAAUGUAUUUUUGAUAUAUUCAUGUUUGUCGUUUGAGUGGAAAGCCUUGUUUAUAAAAUUCGAUGUUUUCUUUUUUUAAUAAAACAAAAUCAUUGAUGUCA
This is a messenger RNA of Gadus morhua (Atlantic cod), 1098 nucleotides long. Its product is annotated as calcium-binding protein 2-like. The record is from RefSeq and is a predicted model, not a curated record. Gene Ontology annotation, cellular component: cytoplasm. Gene Ontology annotation, molecular function: calcium ion binding; calcium channel regulator activity. NCBI's taxonomy places the organism in Eukaryota, Metazoa, Chordata, Actinopteri, Gadiformes, Gadidae.